Podospora anserina S mat+ is the source of this 1812-nucleotide messenger RNA. RefSeq lists its product as uncharacterized. The annotation marks the transcript as partial. NCBI's taxonomy places the organism in Eukaryota, Fungi, Ascomycota, Sordariomycetes, Sordariales, Podosporaceae. The transcript has 3 exons. Gene Ontology annotation, molecular function: FAD binding. The record is from RefSeq and is a predicted model, not a curated record.
GACAGUUCGUCAACCAAGAGAGAGGGCCGGUGGGAGAGCCAGAAGAAACUCGCUCUUCGCAUUGCCCAAAUUACCACCAAGCUUCUUCCUGAGGGCGAGGGUGUUGCAUUGCGCUUCAUCGACCAGGACGUCGGUGCGAACAAUUCUUCCAACUUGGAUCUCAGGUCUCUCGGUGGCAUUCUGAACUCCAUGAGCCCAAACGGCGAUACUGCCAUCGGGAUCAAUCUAAGAUCGAAAAUCCUUCAGCCACUGGUCUACGAUAAACUCGCAACCAAAACUCUGAAGAGACCGCUCCUUGUUUCUAUAAUCACCGAAGGUGAUCCUUCGGGCGAAGACAAGGACGAGUUGGCAAACGCAAUAGUGGAAUGUGGAAAUAGGUUGGUGGAGGCCAGGUAUCCUCGCGACAGUAAGUGGAAAUGUUACCCUGGUUCUUGUCUUACUGAUCGUACUAAUGACAGUAACAGCAGGAUGGAAGAAGCUAUUCAAGCCCUCGAGAAACAACAGAUAACUGUGUUUAGGCCCGCAAGUCCCGAGUACAGACACGCGAUUGCCAGCUCGAACCUUUUGCGCCGUUUUUCGAGGCCUGCCUGCGUCGUCCGACCCAAGUCAGCCACCGAAGUCCAGGCGGUCAUCAGCCAAGCGCGCGAGAAGAAGCUCAAGGUGACAGUCAAGUGCAAUGGCCAUUCUUACGCCGGUCACUCGACAGCUGUCGAGGGCAUUUCUCUCGACUUGCGGGACAUGAAAAAUGCAUCGUUAGAUAUGGACUCCAAGAUCGUCACCAUGGACGCUGGAUGCCGGUGGGGCAUGGUGUAUGAGACGUUAGUCAUUGGGAAACACGACGGGUUUAUCAUCAACGGGGGGAGAUGCCCGACUGUGGGUGUGAGUGGUUUCAUCCUCGGUGGUGGGCUUGGUCCGUUUACCCGAAGCUUCGGGAUGGGGUGUGACACGCUUGUGGAGGCGAAGGUUGUAACAGCUGAUGGGAGGUUGAUCACGGUCAGAGAGACGUCCAAGAAGGGGUCCCCGGAGGAGAGGCUGUUUUGGGCUCUCCAAGGCGCUGGCGCUGCCUGCUUUGGUGUUGUGGUGCGGAUGAAGCUCAGGGUUCGGAAGCUGAGCAGCUUGAACGGAUUUGUAGUGGCUGGGAGAUACCAGUGGUUUCCCACAGGCGGGAUUACUUAUGACGUCGUGAAGGUAAUGAACGCAUUCUACCUGACAAACUGGCCGGAUAAGAUGACGAUUGACUCGACUUGGAUAUGCGACCUCAGACAGUCAAACAAGGGCGGGGUCAGAUUCAAUAUCUCUUUCAACGGCAGCAAGAGUGAAUACGACAGGACCAUCGAGAAGCUGCUUCAAUCGACACGGUAUCUGUACGAAACCCUCGCAAGUCAGUGGUUGGAGGAAAUGGAGCGAGCGUAUCCACAGAACAAGACGUACGAGCUGUACAGCUCCUUUGUUUUCGGAAAUGAUGACAAGGGCACCAUAGAGAAGGUUUCUGACACCAUUAUACGGUUGAUGUUGAUGGCGAGUUUCCGCAAAGAGUUUGACGGAGAACAGGUCAACUUCCUCGUCAUAUGGAUUCACUCGGGAGGCAAAGCAACAAAGAGGAAACCGACCGAUUCCGCCUUCUUCUGGCGGAAAGCAGUGUGCCACGCCUAUGUUACGAUCGAGUGGGUAGACAAGUGGAUGGAGUUGGAUAUGAGGCGUUUCUUGGCCAGAGUGAAGAAGGAGCUUCGGACGCUGUCGUAUAAUGGGACGGCGGCAUUCAUCAACUUUCCUGACCGAGACUUCCCCACAAAAUUCCACGAGCGGGCAUAA